Molecule: messenger RNA, 1666 nt
Organism: Passer montanus (Eurasian tree sparrow)
Lineage: Eukaryota; Metazoa; Chordata; Aves; Passeriformes; Passeridae
Gene: SFXN2
Product: sideroflexin 2
Exons: 11
Coding region: 1-969 (322 amino acids)
Biological process (GO): monoatomic ion transport; serine import into mitochondrion
Cellular component (GO): mitochondrial inner membrane
Molecular function (GO): monoatomic ion transmembrane transporter activity
Source: RefSeq, a predicted model, not a curated record
AUGGCCACAGUUUCCCUUAGCUUCAACAUCGACGCCCCACGCUGGGACCAGAGCACCUUUGUGGGGCGCCUGAAGCACUUCCUCAACAUCACCGACCCUCGGACAGUGCUGGUGCCGGAGCAGGAGCUGGACCAGGCCAAAGCCCUGGUGGAGGGCUGCAGGGCCGGGCUGGUGCCACCGGGAAGCAGCCAGGAGCAGCUGCUCUAUGCCAAGAAGCUGUACGACUCAGCCUUCCACCCUGACACCGGGGAGAAGAUGAACCUCAUUGGGAGGAUGUCCUUCCAGGUGCCGGGGGGCAUGGCCAUCACCGGCUUCAUGCUCCAGUUCUAUCGGACAGUGCCUGCUGUGGUUUUCUGGCAGUGGGUGAACCAGUCCUUCAAUGCCUUUGUCAACUACACCAACCGCAACGCUGCCUCCCCCAUCUCUCUGAGGCAAAUUGGGGUGGCUUAUGUCACAGCCACCAGUGCAGCCCUGGCCACCGCAGUGGGACUCAACCUCUACACCAAGCGAGCUCCCCCCUUGCUGGCCCGCUGGGUCCCCUUUGCAGCUGUGGCUGCUGCCAACUGUGUCAAUAUCCCCAUGAUGCGGCAACAGGAGAUCAUCAAUGGGAUCACAGUGACAGAUGAGAACAACAACGAGCUCGGCCGCUCCAGGAGGGCAGCAGUGAAGGGCAUCGCGCAGGUUGUGCUCUCCAGGAUCACCAUGGCAGCACCAGGCAUGAUUAUUCUGCCCAUCAUCAUGGAGCGGCUGGAGAAAUUCACCUUCAUGCAGCGGAUCCGGGUUCUCCAUGGGCCUCUGCAGGUGCUGCUGUGCGGGGGCUUCCUCCUGUUCAUGGUGCCAGCAGCCUGUGCCCUCUUCCCCCAGCGAUGCUCCCUUGCACUGGCUGACCUUGAGGUGGAGCUGCGUGACAGUAUCAUGGCCAAGCACGGGGACAAAGUGCCAUAUGUCUAUUUUAACAAAGGACUGUGAAUGGAGACUACCUCAGGAGCCAUCGCACCCCUCUGGCCUCCUGCCACCACCAUUCCCACAUUCCCUGAGCAGGGUCUGAGGCACAGUCCAGCCCAGAUCUGCUCCCCCACCCAGCACCUUCUCUGCAGCCUUCUUCCACUGUAGAAUCAGGAUCUGACUCUGUGUGUCCAGCUUGCAGCACUUUGGCUUGUCCUGACCCAUGCCCAUCUGCUGCUGGCCAUGUCUCAGCCUUUCCAUGUCCCUCUUGCCCUGAGGGAUGCCUGCUCUUCCUGUGCCUUCCUUUGGCCCAGCCUGUCUGGGCCCCAAGAGGCAUGAGGCUCUCUCCCUUGGGGCUCAGAGCACAGCUCUACCUCCAAAAGCUGAUAUCCUGCCAUUGUACCAGCAACCAAAGCACAUUCCUGCCUUAAACCACCACAGCAGCCUCUUCCCAAGAGAUGGAUCAUGUCUUGGCAGGUGUGAAGGCACCUGUUCUCUCUGCACCAUGAGAGUGACCAUCCCAAAGUCCAGAGACCAAUGCCUGGACUAUGCAUUCCUUGCUCUCAGGUUCAGGUUCUAUUCACUCUGUGUUUGCCACAGGCCAGGAAAGAAAUAGCUAAUUGUUUUUAGCUCUUAUUUUUUUCAUUCCUCUUAGCACUGUCACCCUUGUCCUACAUCUCUGAUCCCCACAAUAAAACCAUGAAAUUGCAGCUUUAGGGGA